Molecule: messenger RNA, 927 nt
Organism: Lolium rigidum
Lineage: Eukaryota; Viridiplantae; Streptophyta; Magnoliopsida; Poales; Poaceae
Product: inosine triphosphate pyrophosphatase
Exons: 8
Coding region: 59-700 (213 amino acids)
Biological process (GO): nucleoside triphosphate catabolic process
Cellular component (GO): cytoplasm
Molecular function (GO): nucleoside triphosphate diphosphatase activity
Source: RefSeq, a predicted model, not a curated record
UAUCCGCAAGCAUUCUCCCAUCUGUCGCCGGAAGCAGAGCACGACCCAACACCGCAUCAUGUCGGGCGCGGCGGCGGCACGGGUAUUGCCGAAGGCGGUGACCUUCGUCACGGGCAACGCCAAGAAGCUGGAGGAAGUCCGCGCGAUUCUCGGCUCCUCCAUCCCCUUCCAGUCUCUCAAGCUCGACCUACCUGAAUUGCAAGGUGAGCCAGAGGACAUAUCUAAAGAGAAAGCAAGAAUGGCUGCAUCUCAGGUGAAUGGUCCUGUACUUGUUGAGGAUACCUGCCUAUGUUUCAAUGCACUCAAAGGUUUACCAGGUCCCUACAUAAAAUGGUUUCUUGAGAAGAUUGGGCACGAUGGUUUGAAUAAUUUGUUAAAAGCUUAUGAAGACAAAUCAGCUUAUGCUAUGUGCAUCUUUUCCCUUGCUCUUGGACCAGAAGAGGAACCAAUCACAUUUGUUGGAAAAACACCAGUAAGAUGCUGCUUCGAAUUUACAUCUCAAGGAAAAAUUGUACCUGCCAGAGGCCCUACUGAUUUUGGAUGGGACCCUGUAUUCCAACCAGAUGGAUUUGAACAAACUUAUGCUGAGAUGCCCAAGUCAGAGAAGAAUCAAAUCUCUCACAGAGGGAGAGCUCUUGCGUUGGUGAAAGAACAUUUUGCUUCUUCCAACUAUACAAUUCAGAGCGAUGGAUUGGCUUAACUUUCCUUUUAAGCAGAAAAUGAAAACAUGGCCUUCGCGAAUGGAAUAUGAACAAAAGAUUACUCUUGUGUUAAAUCUGGACUCGGCAGAUUCAGUAUCUAAGAUGUCAUAUACACUGAUUUCUCCAGUUUAUGGUUCAUUUGUAUUGUUCAUUUUCUGGCAUAUGCCAUCUAGACGUUAUAGACUGAUUAUUACUGUUUAGGACCUCCUGAGCUUUAAUGUUGACA